Anneissia japonica is the source of this 2830-nucleotide messenger RNA. RefSeq lists its product as uncharacterized. Bases 333 to 1619 code for a protein of 428 amino acids. Lineage: Eukaryota; Metazoa; Echinodermata; Crinoidea; Comatulida; Comatulidae. The transcript is spliced from 5 exons. The record is from RefSeq and is a predicted model, not a curated record.
UCAGUGAGUCUGUUCUUGCGAUUCUCAUAGUAGGACUACUAUAUAUUUAUGACGUCAUCACAUUAUCACGUGAAACCACUAGCAAUACCGAAGGUUAAUAAAAUACAUUAUACACAGACCUACGAUGAUAUGUUUGGUUGGUUAUGCCUUUAUACGCGGUUAUCAUUGUGUAAUCGUUAGUCAUGUGCCGAUAAUUAGGCAUUUGUUUGACCAGGGAUGGCUUUGUAGAAUGAUACGAACUGGAACGUGAAGGACCAGGGCUACGACUUGCUCACUGGCCUUAUUGUCUUUGAGUUGAUGACCGCCAUCCGAGAUUGACUUUCCGUGAGACAAUGGAUCACUCUCCUGGAGAUGAUGCUCUACUCAUUCCACCACCUGAUGAUGGCUUAACUGAUGCGAAAGAAAGCCACAUCGCUAUUAGCUAUCGUCUGCCUAUACGCGGUGCCAAACAGGCAAACAUUUCCAAGCGAGGCCUGAACGUGUUUCUGACCGUAAUGACUGUAUUUACAAACGUUGCUAUGAACGUAAGUCUACCGUUAUAUUCAGAGUCGAUGAACAACGAAAACACAAAUCAAGUUGAUGAGUAUCCGGUACUUUUUCUCAGUUCUUUCUGGUUCCCCUUUGUCUUCUUUGGUCUCGUUUUCUUGCACAGUUGGUGUAAUGGGUGUUCGCCGAUGCGGUCGACCGUACCGCACCUAACGAUGAUGGCGUGCGGUGUUCUAAAUGCGGUAAACGGUCUUCUGGUUGUUUACGCCAGCGACCCGACGCGCACAGCGCCCGAACUUCAGGCCGUCCUCAGUACAUCAAUUAUUCCGUAUACUGUAGUGUGUCGAUAUUUGAUUCUGCGCAAAGGUGUGAGUAAGGGACGACUAGUGUGUACAUUUGUGGUUUUGAUUGGUCUAUUCAUAUCACUUGAGCCAGUUAUAUUUAAUGUCGACCAAUCAACAUCCUCAUCUUCAAAUAGUAAGUCAACAACUUCCGAUGCUACUCGAAUAAUAUGGCCUUUUCUGUUCGCGCUCGGAUUUCUACCGCUCGGCAUUUUCAACGUCAUCAUCGAAAAAGAGCUAAAGAAAGAUCAGACUGAGUCGUUUAUAUUCUUAGCGUGGAUACAGCUGUACAACUUCAUUUUUAUAUUGCUUCUUUUUUGGACUGACUUUAUCCCGGGAUUUGGUGCCGCUAGUAAUCCAUCCGAGUUUUGGGACAAUUUCGUCUACGGUUUGAAAUGCAUGUAUGGCCAGACCCCAGAGUGUCAUAGCGCCACCUACAUGUCAUUGAUUUUCAUAGUGGCGUAUUGCCUGGCCAACCUUUUUAUCGUACUACUUGUGCGUUUCGCUGACGGCGCGAUAUAUCUGGUGGUCGUCCAGUCGCUGGUCACCCCGUGCGGUGCAAUCUUCUGGACGAUUUUCAAACCAGAACCGAGCUUCCACUGGGACCCUGUGUUUAACUUAGCCACCGGAUUCACACUGCUUGGUUUAGUUAUCAUGGUACCUGCUGUUGUAAUGUAUAACUAUCUCGGAACCAAGUCAGACGAGGUUGGAACCAGUAUAAGUAGGACUAGUGAGGAAAAAAUGAAUAUAAAUCAAGCAGAUGCAGGUAGAAGUUACAUGGACGCACUAUAGACAAUACAGUAUUAUAGAUUUAGUUAAUGUAGGCCCUGUAAAUACUAUUACUUGCCUGUGUAACGUGCUGAAGUAAGCAAUAUUGUUCUGUUGUUAUGUGUUGACACUUAGCAACUGUAAUCUUAUUUUAAUCUAUGGCUCAUUAAUGACGGUAGAUAGAGCUGUUACGAAUAUCAUUAAUGUCUAUUAUCGGCUUGCUCAUUAAAAACAGGACAUUAAAACAGACGACGAAUGAAAAUUGUGGUAAUUAACAAGGAGACAUUACAAUUGAAAAAGAUCACAGCUUAAAAACGAUUUACCAUAAAGAAACAGUUUGAAAAUGAAAUACAUUAAAAGUACGGGUUUUACGUUUUAAGUAUACACAAUCAGAGUUAAUAGAUAGGCCUACUGUAGUAAAAUCUAGACUUGGAAUUGUCAUCAAAUGAGUUGUCAACUUCCAAUAAAGCACUUAUUAAACAAGUUUUCACCAACCAGCUCACGGGUCAGCCUAGGCUAUAGCCAAAAAGGAACAUUACUGUAUAAUAACGCAUGUUAUUACCGUAUAAUAACAUGCGUCUGUUAUUUGGUGGAGAAAUGCUUUCGUUAUCAUUUCAAUGACUGAAUGCAAUUAAUUGUUACAGAUAUGUUAAUUAAACAAUCUAUGUAUUGCAUGAUUCGCUCAAAAAAGAGUAUCUGUUAAUAUGGGGGCACAGUUAACAUAUUAUUUUCUCAACUACGCAUUGUGUGCGUUCUUAUCUCUUCUGUUCUCUUCUGUAUCUCUUCUAUUCCUGGAGUCUGAAAAUCGAAUCGAAUAAUGUUCACUCGCCCUUUUGUUAUAUAAAAAAUGUGUUAUAUUUUAACCAAAAUUUGCAUACCGAGGUCUUUAAAAGGCGCAUGUUGCCGAGACCUAUGUUUGCCAUUAAUUGUGAUAUCUGUAUCUAUAUAGGCCUAUAAUAUAUUAUAUGCCCGGUUAUAAUAAUUAAACAUGCGCAAUAUUGAAAUGAUUCAGAGAAACCAAAAACUGUAAUAAAUCAUCCUAUUAAUAUCUGGUUCUGGUCCUAUUAAAUAUAUAUGGUUUCUCUGGAUGUAAUUGUUAUAGAUAAAUUGCAUAAACAUGAAAUACACUGAAAGAUAAAAAACGGAUGUGUUAGACGCAUAGGCAUGUGUUAGGAACACAUAAACCAUAGAUGCCUAUAUAGUAAACCUCAAUUUAAAGGGUUUUUGGAAAGUGU